AUGAGCGUCGUCGGUAUCGGAUGCAUGCUGUAUGGCGGAAUGGGGCUACAUACGUACAGAUCCAAUUCACGAUACAAGACGACGAUCAUCCAAACGCCAAAGCAACAAAGCGUCGAUAUGCAGCUCUGCAUACUCCACCACCGCGUGCAGGCACAGACCAUGUCAAACGAAGUCCAGACACUGUACGAGUUCCUGGGCAGCGACAACCCGGCGCCGUCAAAGACUGCUGAGGCUGUCGAGCUGGACCUGUGGCGGGCAUGGGAUAGGCACGUGGCUGGGGCGCAAAGAGAAGAGAAAAAGGGCGGCAGGAAGAUACACGAGUUGGACGAGGAGCGAUCGCUGUACCUUGCCGUCAUGGACGUGCUGAUGACGCGAAAGGAGAUGCGAAAGUACUACGACAAGGUGAUCCUGUUGCCUCUCACGAUCGCGGUAGACCGGGAGCCCGUGCUGAGGAGUCUCUGCGGGAAGCAUUGGCUGGCGAUGCAGUGA
Molecule: messenger RNA, 489 nt
Organism: Colletotrichum scovillei
Lineage: Eukaryota; Fungi; Ascomycota; Sordariomycetes; Glomerellales; Glomerellaceae
Exons: 2
Coding region: 1-489 (162 amino acids)
Source: RefSeq, a predicted model, not a curated record